AUGGAUAAUUUGAUGCAAGCAGUUAAAAGGAAAGUUAGUCAACAGAUGAAUGAAGCUCUUUUGGCACCUUUUAGCAAAGAGGAAAUUGAGAAUGUUGUUUUUCAAAUGGGACCACACAAAGCACCAGGACCAGAUGAGUAUGGAGCUUGUUUUUACCAAAAAUACUGGUCUGUGAUAGGGGAAGAGGCUUCAGGACAAAGGCUUAAUAGAAACAAGACUUCUUUAUAUUUCAGCAACAACAUGAAGCAAGCAACACAGAAUCAUUUGUUACAAGUUGCUGGUUUGCGAACCUCAUCAAACAUGGAGAAAUAUUUGGGGUUGCCAUCAGUCAUUGGAAGAUCAAAAUCAACUGCAUUUCAAGGAAUAAUUGAAAAAGUGAGUAAAAGAAUGGAAAAUUGGAAGGUUAAGUUCCUCUCAAAAGCUGGAAAAGAUAUUUUAAUUAAGGCUGUUGUCCAGGCUAUACCUACGUAUAGUAUGAGUGUGUUUCUUCUUCUAAAAACUUUGUGUAAGAAGCUGAAUUCUUUGAUUUCUUCUUUUUGGUGGGGCACUCAGGACAAAGGAGCAAAAAUUCAUUGGAAAGGUUGGAACUGUUUGAGUAAAAAUAAAGCAAGUGUGAGACUUGGUUUUAGGGACUUGGUGGCUUUCAAUAGUGCUCUACUAGCCAAACAAGUUUGGAGAAUUCCAAGUAAUCCAACAACUUUAGUAGCAAGAAUUCUUAAAGCUGUAUAUUUCUCACACAAAUCUAUUCUGGAGGCAACAGUUGGAUUUAGACCUUCUUAUACAUGGAGAAGCCUCAGUUCAGCAAUUAUUCUUGUUAAAGAUGGCACGAUUUGGAGAAUUUCUAAUGGGGAAGAUGUAAUGAUAUGGCAAGACAAGUGGAUUCCUACUACUGAAUCUGGUUAUCUAAGGUCUCCAGUGAAAUCUUUGUCAAUAAAUGCAAAAGUGUCUGAGCUCAUUGAUCCAGGUACAAAGUGGUGGAAUUUACAAAUGCUCAAGAAUAUUUUCUGGGAAGAGGAUGUGCAACAGAUUGUAAGGAUUCCUAUAGCACAGACUAACAUUUCAAGAGAUAAAAGGGUAGAAGAAACUUCAGCUCAUGUUCUAUGGGAUUACCCUUCUGCACAGGAUGUGUGGAUGUUUGGAAGUAAGAAGUUUCAGAAAGCUGCAUUUACUCAUAAAGAAGAAAGAGGAAACAGACUUGGAGUUGGGAUAGCAGUUAGAGACUUGGAGGGACAUAUUCUGGCUUCAUACAUGCAACCACUACAUUUUUGCUCACAAGCUGAAAUAGCAGAAGCCAGAGGGUUAAUUUCAGCUGUCAAGUUGUGUAAGGAGCUGAGUCUGCAAAGAGUAAUCUUUGAAGGGGAUUCAUUGCAGGUUGUUAAUGCUGUGAAACAAAAUGCUCAGAGUUAUGGUAUGCUGCAAUGUCUCGUGAAUGAUGUAUAUUUGAUCUUGGCUGGUAUUACUUGGAAGAUUUCACAUGUUAAAAGGGAUGCAAAUCAAGUGGCUCAUUUGCUAGCACAGAAAGCUCUUCUGUAG
This is a messenger RNA of Juglans microcarpa x Juglans regia, 1533 nucleotides long. RefSeq lists its product as uncharacterized. The transcript is spliced from 4 exons. NCBI's taxonomy places the organism in Eukaryota, Viridiplantae, Streptophyta, Magnoliopsida, Fagales, Juglandaceae. Gene Ontology annotation, molecular function: RNA-DNA hybrid ribonuclease activity; nucleic acid binding. The record is from RefSeq and is a predicted model, not a curated record. The coding region runs from base 1 to 1533 and encodes 510 amino acids.